AUGGCUUCUCAGCUCCCACGAGAAAAUCUUCUUACUCUAAUUGAUUAUAUCAAUGCUGCUACCAAGGCAGUGGACACACCUGAGGCAUAUGGGGCCUCCGAUGCUCGGCGAAACCUUCUGCUUGAAUGUAAGAGGCAAAUCGCCUCUCUCGAAGACCCCGAUGCAGAAGUCUGGCCCCGCGCAUUCCAAGUCAACGUCGCGGUGGCCAUCGACGUCGCGGCAACUCUCGGGGUCUGGGAGAAGCUGCGGACCGAGAAGUCCAUCACCCUUUCGGAUGUUGUGAAGGAAACGGGAGCAGAUGUGGCGGCGGCCGUUCGAGUUAUGCGGCAACUGAUCGCUGCGGGACUGCUUUCUGAUAUAUCGGACCCCGAAGAACCUAGCUACUCCCUCACGCAUCUGGGAAAACCAUACCUGGAUCCAAACCACGUGUCAUUUAAUCGUUUUAUUCUUCAGGAAGUGGUCCCAACUGUUCGCAGCUCAGUUGAACGGAGCUGCUUCCCGUCAACAAAUUCCGACAGCUUGCCCCGAGAUACGUGGUUUCGUCUCGCGCAGGAUGCAGUCCGCACAGCAGAUAUGGUCCGAGGAAUGAAGUCUCUGAGUUCCGGCGGCCUGGCGGCCACUGCUUACCCCUUCGGCAGGGAGCUUGAAAAGCUGGAUAUCAAAGAAGGUGACGUUGCCAUCGUGGACGUGGCCGGCGGACAGGGACAUAUUAUGGGUGAUGUCCGCAAGCAAAACCCGGGACUGAAAGGCCGGAUUGUCGUUCAGGAUCUCCAAUCAGUCCUCGAUGCCGCCCCGGAUGGUCCACCUGACGGCGUCGAGUUCAUGGGCCACGACAUAUUCAAGCCGCAGCCAAUCACAACUGCCCAUGUCUACUACCUUCGGCACGUUAUCCACGACUGGGACGAUGACGCGGUGACCCUCAUCCUCAACCAGCUAACCCCGAUCAUGAAGGCGCGGCCUCAAACCAAAUUGCUUCUGGCGGACUUGGUACUCCCCACGACUAACAUCGGUAUGCAGGAGGCGGUGAGAGACUUUACCAUGUUCCGCAUCGGUGGGUUGGAGCGAACCGAGGCUCAGUGGCGGCAGCUGCUGGCGAGAAGUGGGCUUGGUGUCAAAAGGAUUUGGAGAGGCACCGAGCCUGAAGCAUGUAUAGAAUGCAUUUUGAUCAGCGGCAAUGGAGAUGGCGAAGCUGUGUUGGAGUCGAGGUCCAUGAUAAAGUGA
Diaporthe citri is the source of this 1221-nucleotide messenger RNA. RefSeq lists its product as uncharacterized. The coding region runs from base 1 to 1221 and encodes 406 amino acids. Gene Ontology annotation, molecular function: O-methyltransferase activity. The record is from RefSeq and is a predicted model, not a curated record. Lineage: Eukaryota; Fungi; Ascomycota; Sordariomycetes; Diaporthales; Diaporthaceae. The transcript is spliced from 2 exons.